GAACGCUGCCGAGUCCUUUGCGCAAUUCCGGUCUGAAAGUAUUUUAUGCUUGCUUGCAUCCGACAAUCCAGCAUUCAGGCCAACAGACAAAUAGUAUCCCAUUGCUUUCAGCUUUAACGUCCAUGUCGUUAUGGCUUCCUCGCUCGCAGCCAACACUCCUUGCACGUUCUUAUAGUCGCAAUCCUCACCACAUUGCACAACGAGCUCAUCUCGUCUCUACCUUGGCCCUUCGUGGUGCUGCAAAUUACCCCGCUCACUUUCACCCGAGCCCCCACGCCUUCCUUAUUUCUUAUCGCUCAAAUAGCAGUCACAGUACACCCAGCACACCUCCCAGCUCAUCCAGGCACGAGUCAACUAGUGUACCCAGUGAUCCGUCCACUUCUCCGGACCCCAAACCUUCUCCACCUGCACCUAAAGAUGCAGCAAGCCAAGCACCUCUUAUGACAAGGGCUUGGAAAAAGGUCAAACACGAAGCAGCCCACUAUUGGCACGGUUCGAAACUGCUUGUAUCUGAAGUGCGUAUUUCGGGGAGGUUGCAAUGGAAAAUCUUGCACGGAGAGAGCCUGACGCGGAGAGAGCGAAGACAGCUGAGACGUACGACGCAAGACAUACUAAGACUUGUGCCAUUCGCUGUGUUCAUUAUUGUGCCUUUCAUGGAACUUUUACUUCCAGUUGCUCUGAAAUUGUUCCCGAACAUGUUACCAUCAACGUUCGAGGACAAGUUUGCCGCUGAGGAAAAACAACGCAAGCUCCUUCGUGUUCGGCUCGAGAUGGCCAAGUUUCUCCAGGAGACUCUUCGUGAAUCAGGUCUCAAAGCAAACGCCCACAUAGUCGGCUCAGAUGCAUUCAAGGAAUUCUUCCGCAAAGUCCGUUCAACUGGGGAGUCUCCUUCUGCAACAGAUGUCGUCAAUGUGGCCAAACUAUUCGACGAUGACCUCACGCUUGAUAACCUUUCACGUCCGCAACUUGUCUCGAUGUGCAGGUAUAUGGGCAUAAAUGCGUUCGGGACUGAUAACUUCCUCCGAGGUGCUCUUCGCUCUAGGCUUAUGACCCUUCGCCGGGACGACCAGGCAAUAUUUACAGAAGGAGUUGAUGAACUGUCGGCAUCUGAACUUCAAGCUGCUUGUCAAUCUCGUGGGAUCCGUACUGGUGGACUUUCUCCUGCAAGGCUCCGUGACGAACUGACGACUUGGAUACAAUUACAUUUACACAAUCGCGUUUCCGGUGUCUUGUUGGUCCUUGGGAGGGCAUUCUAUUUCGAUAAGAAACCCGGCGAAGACGAAGACGGGAAGACGGGCGUCAUCAAGAGCUUGGAAAGCGUUUUGAGUGGCCUGCCGGACAACUUGCUCAAUGAAGCGGAAUUGGAAGUCGACUCGGACAAUGCCAGUUAUAAACAGAAACUCGAAGUCCUACAGCAACAAGAAGAACUCAUCGAGGAUGAGGAGGAACAGGAGCAAAAGGAAGAAGAUGCUAGACGUGUGAAGCGUGAAGCUGACGAAAUGGAAGCACGUACUGCUCAAUCUCUCCUGCCCGAUUCUGAGCUUCAUCCGCAGAAAGUUGAGGAAGGCAAAGCUCGUAUGACUACAGAACAACUCAAGGAACUGAGCGAGGCUUUGUCUAUCCUGUCCGCGAAAUCUAGUGUGCUCAAAGAACGCGACGAACUUCGUGCUUUGAUGGAGGAAAAUUUACAGGCUGAAGAGGACCCUAAGUCACCUACUAAUGCGCUUACCAAACGCAUCCGGACCAUGCUCACGAAGAUCGACUCUCAGUUGGAGGAAUAUGACUCGCGUGUAGGUAGCUCUCUGCAGAUGAUAUCUGCGGAUGCACAGGGGCGUAUAUCAGUCCAGGAUCUUGAGAAGGCAUUGGCGGUAAUCAAACAUAGACCGGAUGACCAAGUUGGGGCUGCAGUUGUCAAGAAAUUAGAUGUGGAUAAGGAUGGGUUCGUCGAGUUGGAACACGUGUUGGGUCUCGUCAGAGAGGAAGGUUUAGGUUUGGUAGUAGAUGAUGAUGCUCAGACUAUCAUUGGUCAAGGCAGAGAAAUCAAAGAUUCAAGACCGCGUAAGGAGGAUAUCGUGCAGGAGUAGUCGUAAGCGACACUCCAGUAUUCAUAGCAUAGACUAUUAGACAUAGCUUAUAUCUACUAACAUUUCCUAGAAAUGUACAAAUCUCAUUUCGGAUUGUCUUGUUACCGGCCAUCCAGCCGACACGUUGGAAUAACGUCGACGUGCAUUAUUGAGUUCAUAUUUAUGUUUAACCUAGCCUGAACAACCCUGCCGUAAUAUCAAUGAUGAGAGAAGUAACAGUCGAGGCUUCGAAAUUGAAGCACUAUGAAUAAUGAUUCAAAGCAUCAACAUGAAAGCGAAUAUGAAAUAAAACUGGGGCGGGAAAGCGUAGCUAGAUCAUGAUCAUCGAUGUAAGUGAGAUAGUCCCCUAUUAUGCAGGAUCGCUCGAUAGCAAAAGGGACGUCAAAGCAGCAGCGUGUGAUGGAGGACUUGCGCCUUUUCUUUUGAUCUCUUUUGGUUAUCACUAGCGUAUAUUCAUGAGCCGUUUUAUCGCGAGCUCUUGACACCAGUGCUGGUAGCGUCACCGUUCGAUAUGACUUCUGAAAUUUUGCUCAAUUUUGGAUCGCUGUCGUCGGGUAUAUCACUGUCUUCUGUGCCCCUUUCUUCCUCCAUAUACCCCUCAUCAUCCUCGUCGUCAUCUGCAAGCUCGGCCCACCACCGACCAGCUUGAAGAAU
Messenger RNA from Serpula lacrymans var. lacrymans S7.9, 2738 nucleotides. RefSeq lists its product as uncharacterized. Lineage: Eukaryota; Fungi; Basidiomycota; Agaricomycetes; Boletales; Serpulaceae. The record is from RefSeq and is a predicted model, not a curated record. Gene Ontology annotation, biological process: intracellular monoatomic cation homeostasis. Gene Ontology annotation, cellular component: mitochondrial inner membrane. The coding region runs from base 123 to 2084 and encodes 653 amino acids. Gene Ontology annotation, molecular function: calcium ion binding; ribosome binding. The transcript is spliced from 7 exons.